GUCACAAGUAGACAACGACAAGGCGGUUAAGUCUUUUGUUAUGUCAACCACAAAAGGAUGCUUUGAUUCGUUGGAAAAAAGUUGAUAGCACCGAGAAACGAUGAAAAAGUAGGGUUGGAAACUUUUUCAUAAGAUGCGGUGCAAGAAGAACAAUAGCAAAUAUUUUUGGCGUGAUGAGAGAGAGAGAGAGACUCACAUAUCUUUAGCCAAUCAUUGCUAUUCUUCAUUUGUGUUGAAUAGACACCGACGCAGUGACUCGUGUAGGUCAGCUUGGAUAGUUAUGGGAGUAUGGUUUACUUGUUCUAAUAAUCAGUUGGAAAAUUUCAAUAGUGCUAGUGGUACUACCUUGCAAACCUUGGAAACGUUUAGAGAACAAAUUAUGUAACUAUGUGUGAAGAUUAUCGACCCACAAGAAAGUGAGUUGGUGAAAGAGCUCUUGCAACUUUGUGCUCAACUGGGUGACGUGGAAGCUAUGAUUUAUUGUACCAAGUUGGUAGUUCCUUAUCGUUGGGAUAUUUCGAGACUACAAAGAUUGGUGGAAACGCUUCGUGUCUGGACACAAGUCGACACAAGAGAAGAACCUUGUGAGGAUCCGAAACAAGUGUUGAAUGAGUUAUUUCAACAACAGGUGGAUAAUAAUGAGUCAUUAUCCAAUAGUUGGUAACUGACUAGUGUUAUUAUUGGUUUUGGAAAAGAAUAUUUUGUAGAGUGUAAAAUGAAAGAACAUGUCCUUGUUUAUUAUUUUUGGGUGGAGAGGGGAAAGGCAAAAGCAACAAAGAGGUAUAUAAAAUGUAUUCUAUAAUAAUGCAUUGUUUCAUAUUUUGAUAUUUGUAUAACGAGACAUUUUUAUGUUGUUAUUUGGAAAAAGUUUCGAAAUAAUAAUAUCCCAACCGGAAUAGAUUCGCAACUACACAACCCGGUUUUGUUAAGUUU
Galdieria sulphuraria is the source of this 933-nucleotide messenger RNA. RefSeq lists its product as uncharacterized. The transcript has 2 exons. The coding region runs from base 134 to 385 and encodes 83 amino acids. NCBI's taxonomy places the organism in Eukaryota, Rhodophyta, Bangiophyceae, Galdieriales, Galdieriaceae. The record is from RefSeq and is a predicted model, not a curated record.